UUCGUCCCCCAGAACUCCUUUUCUUGCUGUCCUCGGCUGGCCUGUUAGCCUUCUUCAGUUGGUUAGUCGAUCCAAGCGCAGUUCUUGACUAGAUUAGUGUCAUUAUAAACGGAAAGUUGAAGGUAGGCCCAGUAUCGUUCGUAUAGAUCAAUAGCAUGGCGGAGAGAAAGUUACAUCAUACUAGUGUGGUGCCAAGGGAUUUUUCGUUCCAGCUGCUAGAAGAUAUUACAGAUGGUUUCUCUAAGGAGCAUAAAGUCGGUAGUGGUGGGUAUGGAGAUGUUUACAAGGGAGUACUGCAUGAUGGGGAAGUGAUUGCUGUGAAGAAGUUAAAUCCCAUGAUGCUAGCACUUGAUGAUGAGCUAUUUGAGAAAGAAUUUAAUAACCUAAUGAGGGUCCAGCAUCAGAACAUUGUACGGUUACUUGGCUACUGCUACGAAACAAAGCACAUACAUAUUGAGAUCGAUGGACAAUUUCAUUUAGCUAAAAUAACAAACAGAGCCCUUUGCUUCGAAUACUUGCAGCAUGGCAGCCUUGACAAGCAUCUUUAUGAUGAAUCAUGUGGACUUGAUUGGUGCACACGCUACAAAAUAAUUAAGGGGAUCUGUGAAGGUUUAAAUUACCUUCAUGGAGGAUUAAACAAACCUGUUUUCCAUCUGGACCUAAAACCUUCCAAUAUAUUGCUAGAUAAGAACAUGGUACCGAAAAUUGCAGAUUUUGGGUUGUCGAGGUUCCUCUUGGAAACAAAAAGCGAUAUAUUGACAGAAACUAUGAAAGGCACGGUUGCGUACAUGCCUCCAGAGUACCUAGCACAACGCCAAAUCUCUAAAGAGUACGAUAUAUUCAGUUUAGGCAUUAUAAUCAUACAGAUAAUAACUGGACCUGAGGGCCACUCCAAAUAUCUUAAAGGGUCUCCCCAAGAAUUUAUCGACCUUGUGCACAAUAAAUGGGGGAAUAGGAUACAGACAACAUCAAUGUACACAGAAGAAUAUUGCCAGCAAGUGAAGAGAUGCAUUGAGAUAGCAAUAAACUGCCUGGAAAUUGAAAGAAAAAAGAGGCCCAAGAUAGGAGAUAUUAUCUACGACUUGACACAGACAGAAUCUGUCAUUCAUGAAGUGUCGAUGCCAUUUUCUGAGGAGUUCAAAAGUACUAGUUUACUACAAGAAGGAAGAGGAGGAGGGGAGGAGAAGAAG
Molecule: messenger RNA, 1190 nt
Organism: Phragmites australis (common reed)
Lineage: Eukaryota; Viridiplantae; Streptophyta; Magnoliopsida; Poales; Poaceae
Product: putative serine/threonine-protein kinase
Exons: 6
Biological process (GO): protein phosphorylation
Molecular function (GO): protein kinase activity; ATP binding
Source: RefSeq, a predicted model, not a curated record